Messenger RNA from Phanerochaete carnosa HHB-10118-sp, 318 nucleotides. RefSeq lists its product as uncharacterized. The record is from RefSeq and is a predicted model, not a curated record. The transcript has a single exon. Lineage: Eukaryota; Fungi; Basidiomycota; Agaricomycetes; Polyporales; Phanerochaetaceae. The coding region runs from base 42 to 311 and encodes 89 amino acids.
UUCCUUCUCAUGCUUCCCUCGUAGAUAAAUGGACCGCUACUAUGAUUCACGACCUCAUGCGUCGUCAAGUCUUCAGAUCUGGCCGAAUCAUGGCCACCAUCCGCGUCUUCUUCCAUUCCGCAUACUACAACGCACUACUCUUGUCGCUCCCUUCGUUCCCGUGCUUCUCUCAAGAUCUCGAGGACUUUCGAGAGAAAAUGCGAUUCGCUUGGCUCGAUAGCACCAUCCAAUAUGCAUGGGACGAUUUCGCCACUGCCCUGCUGAACACCUGGAAUCGGUCUGGAAGAGACUGUGUAUGGCUUAUGUUGUAAGUCAAAG